GUUGAAACUUCUCCUCCUGCCGACUCCUACCGUCCGCCACAGCCCGCCUGCUGUUCCCCUCAACCCUGCUAUCUCACACAGUCCCGUGCUAUGACGCUGGUUUGGGAAGCAAGCUCGGAAACAACUGUAUGAGCGCCACGCUGGUCGACACAGAGUGAGACAGGCUGCUCCAACAAAGGCUUCUGGAUGCAGUGUCUCCUGCAGCUCAGGUGAAAGAGGACAAGCAGGUUGUCAGGAUGAAGGAGGAGAAUUUGUUCCAUCGGAGGUUUUCUCUGUGCCCUAACGCCACCUCCCCACCCAAAAUCGACCCCCGAACCCUCACCCGAAACCUGUCUUAUGGAGGAGACAACGACCUCUACAACCUCAGCCCAGGCAGUGACACAGACAGGAACGGUCUCUCCAUGCUGAGUAAUGAACUUAGUCCUGCCCAAUCACCAGGCAGCAAGUCUGAGUCCAGGAUGUUUAAUGGUGUUGAGAAGGACUGCCCCUCCCCCACAGAGAGACUGGCCCGGAAGGAGUCUCUCAAGGUCCAAAAGCAGAAUUACAGGCAAGAGAAGAAGCGGGCAGCAAAAGAAAUGUUUAGUGCACUAAAGGAUCCCAGUGUUGUCAUCAUGUCCGACUGGCUAAAGAUCCGUGGCUCUUUAAAGAGUUGGACCAAGCUGUGGUGUGCCCUGAAGCCCGGAGUUCUUUUAAUCUAUAAGACCCCCAAAUCAGACCACUGGGUGGGCACCGUCCUGCUCAAUGCGUGCAAGCUGAUUGAGAGACCCUCCAAGAAGGACGGUUUCUGCUUUAAGCUCUACCACCCGCUGGACAAAUCCAUCUGGGCUGUCAAGGGUCCCAGAGGAGAGAACGUCGGCUCCAUCACGCAGCCUCUUCCCAGCAACUACCUGAUCUUCAGAGCAGCAUCUGAGUCUGACGGGCGGUGCUGGAUGGAUGCCUUGGAGCUCGCUCUCAGCUGCUCCAGUCUCUACAAGCUGACAGCCAAAGGCGGGAAAGAAGGAGAUUUCAGCACGUCUUCCGAGUCCUCCCAUAUACUCCACCUGCUGCAGUCGACCGCACUCACUGAUGCAGAGCUGCUACAGUUAAAUGACACCGUGCUGCUGGGCAAUCACCACAUGGAGCACGAUGCCUUUUCAGACAAAUCGGAGCGUGAGGCUCACGAUGACUGGUACACUGCGGCCAAUGAGAACGGUGGAAGAGUGACAGAAGAGAGCGACAUGGACCAAUCAGACGAGCUGUCCCCCGGGCCACAGGCCACAGCCUAUGUAGAGCAGAGCACAGAGGAGAUGGCUGAAGCUGGGGAGGCGUCCCAGGUGGAGACUGUAUCGGAGGAGAACAAGGGUUUGAUCUGGAGCCUGCUGAAGCAGCUGCGGCCGGGCAUGGAUCUGUCCAAGGUAGUGCUGCCCACCUUCAUCCUGGAGCCCCGCUCUUUCCUGGACAAGCUGUCUGACUACUACUACCACGCUGAUCUGCUCUCACAAGCUGCACUGGAGGAGAGCGCGUACGGUCGGAUCAAGCAGGUGUUGAGAUGGUACUUGUCUGGUUUCUACAAGAAGCCAAAGGGUCUGAAGAAGCCUUACAACCCAAUCCUGGGGGAAACGUUUCGCUGCUGCUGGCUUCAUCCUCGAACCGACAGCUGCACUUUCUACAUAGCUGAACAGGUGUCCCACCAUCCGCCCAUCUCUGCCUUUUAUGUGUGCAAUAGAAAGGAUGGUUUUUCUAUUGGUGGGAGCAUCCUGGCCAAAUCCAAGUUCUAUGGCAACUCUCUGUCAGCUAUUCUGGAAGGCAAAGCCAGGCUGCUGUUCCUGGGCAGGGACGAGGAGUAUGUCAUCACCAUGCCGUACGCUCACUGCAAAGGUAUCCUGUACGGCACAAUGACACUAGAGCUGGGUGGGAAGGUUACCAUUGAGUGUGAGAAAACCAAAUGUUUCACAGAGCUGGAGUUCAAACUCAAGCCUUUCCUUGGAGGCUCCUGCUCUGUGAACCAGAUCAGCGGCAAGAUCUUUGUGGGAGAGGAGCUCCUGGCCACCGUUGAUGGACACUGGGACAGUGAGGUGUUCAUCAACGAGAAGCGCUCGGGCCAGCAGGAGACGUUGUGGAACCCGAGCUCAGACAUUCGCAGCAGCCGCCUCAAAAGACAAGUGGUCCAAAUAGAGCAGCAGGGAGAGUUUGAGUCUGAAAGACUGUGGCAGCAUGUGACCAGCGCCAUCAUGGAUCGGGACCAGCUGCGGGCCACUCAGGAGAAGUUUGUGCUGGAGGAAGCUCAGCGGGGAGAGGCGAGGGAGAGAGGAGACAAACCCUGGACCUCAGGACUUUUCCAUCAGGACCCAGUCACCUCAGAGUGGACCUACAGGCACAUGGACACGCGGCCGUGGGACUCAGAGCGCUGCCUGGUUCAGUUUGAGAAGGACGGAGUGGUUCAGACGCACGAAAAAAGCCAGAGGCAACACAACGGACUCUCCUACAGCCACAGCUGGGCCAGCCAACAGAAGGCUGAGAUGAAUGGGAAACGAAGGAAGGCCAGCAGCCAGCCGUCCAGCUGCAGCCAGAACACUGAGAGCAGCAGCACCACACCAGAACCCACGCACGAGUCCUCGGACAACGAAGGAUUCUCAAACCAGUGUGCACGAUGCAAUAAAGAGGCGAAGGACAUCGCCCUGAUGGAGGCCUCCAUCACAUCCAUACAGAAGACACAGCAGGACAUCCAGAGGAACCUGGUGGCUCUGAGCCGUCAGCUGACUCGUCAGAGGGCCACAGACGACAGCGUGUCGCUAACAGGCCGUCACUGUCUCAUCCUCUGUGUCCUGCUCCUCUCACAGCUCCUCCUCAACUACGUCUUCAUCUGAACUCUUAAGGGAGGAGUUUCCCUCCGGCACUGAUCUGGCACCAGAUUUCUCCAAAAAAAAGCACAGACUCCAAUCAGCAGAUGAGGGCAGAGACCUCAGAUCAGUGCAAGGAGGACAACUUUGUCCCUUUUUUGUUUCCUCUGAGGGGAGGAGCACGGACAUUAAAGCAAUAAACACAGCCACAGCCACCGCCUGUCAGUCAUCUGCAGAGAGGAACAGCACACCCUAGUGUAGCCAGACUGAAACAGCACCGGCACCCACGCACUUUGGACAGGAAAGGAGGGAUGAGAGACGAGCGCGGCUAAAGCUUUUGAAAAAAAAUAAAAUGUAAGAUGAAGAAUGAUUUUGCAAAUUGACAGAGGAUGUUUCACCAUUCCUUAGUAUCUUUUUAUAUUGCCCUGCAAUACUGUUUAUCUGUUAGUGUGCCUGUAUGUGUGUUGUUCGUACCUACAGUACAGUAGGCAGAUCACAGCUUGGACUUCUCCUACUCCCCUUCCACUCCAGAUUUGGGCCUUAAUGCUGAAGCCAAAAAGAAGAAGAAGAAGAAGAAGAAGAAGAAGAAGAAGAAGAAGAAGAAGAAAAACACAACAAACAAACAAACAAGAGUAUCUUCCAACAGUGCAAUUCUGUGUGUUUUGUAUUGAUGUACGCUCAAAUACACUCCGUCUCGUCUUUUAAUGAUGAUGAUUUUACCAAAACAGUAUUUAUAAUCCGAGAGGACAAAGAGUACUUGUUUACAGGGAGCACUGUGUGUUUGUAGUGACACAUAGGAAGGAAGAUAAUGGGAAGGAGGCAGGUCAGAGAGCCACACAGUGUCUUUGUAUUUGUGUGCCUGUAGUACAGAAGUGAUAAUAGCAUAGCACUGUUUUUUGGUCUAGACCACGACACUAGUGUGUACACAAUCAGUUACAUGGAGCGUGGAGGGAGGGAAUGAGUGAAAAUACAAGGAACAUUUGAAAUCUUUGGCUUAAUAGGAGUUUGUGUGCAUCUUGGUCCACACCACGUUCAAGUGACUGUUUUAAGAUGUAAACACUUGUAAGAGUUUUUUCUUUUCUUUUUAAUCAAUUUGUAUAUAUUUGUCUUGAGGUCCGUGUUUCAAAAAGAGAUUUCAGAAUGUAUUUAUUGGGUGAUUAACCUUGACUUUCCUAAUCUGAUUCAGCUUGGAGGACGGAGACCAGGGACGACAAUCGCUCUCCCAGGGUGUGGUUUUGUGUAUGUUUGUGUGUGUGUGUAUGUGUGAGGGAGCACAUGUGUGCAAGUAAGCCAUUACAGUUGUGCUAUACAAAGCCAGAUCUGUGAUCUUGGGUUUUACUGGUUUUUAACACUUGCAUUUCAGUCUCCAUUGCCACUACUGAUCUACCCAAUGGGAGAGAAUCGGAGAGCACAAGAAAGAAGUCGACUCUUUGAAUGCUUUUAUUUACACCUUUUGAUUUGUUCUUUUUAUUCUUUUCCCGUUUUCUACUCUACUGCCAUGUUGUGGGGAUUCUACAUGCCAGAUAUCUUUGUCAUAAGAACGAUACUACAGAGAACAUGAUGUUGCCCGAUGUUUUCGUUCAUACCUGUUGCGUACUGUAGCACUACAGUAAAACAUUUUAACCCUGUCA
Molecule: messenger RNA, 4450 nt
Organism: Cottoperca gobio
Lineage: Eukaryota; Metazoa; Chordata; Actinopteri; Perciformes; Bovichtidae
Gene: osbpl5
Product: oxysterol binding protein-like 5
Exons: 23
Coding region: 237-2846 (869 amino acids)
Cellular component (GO): membrane; cytosol; cortical endoplasmic reticulum
Molecular function (GO): cholesterol binding
Source: RefSeq, a predicted model, not a curated record